AGGGCACUCUCAUUAAAAACACGCCACCAACUACUUGUACCUGUGAUGUGGUGGAUACUUCUAUCUUAAGCUCUUUGCAGUAGACGUAUAAGCACCAUGGUGGGAGUGGAGUGCAGGUCUGAGCAGGUGAGGGUGUGACUCCUCUGCGAUUGGUCGACAAAGAGACCGACGGCCGGACAGAGCUAGCCCGUCAGAGAAGAAGAAUGGCUCGAAAUGUUAACUUUGACCUGAACCACUCACUCAUGGAGGCUGGACUGGAGAGCCCGAUAGAUGAGGAAGGUGUUCAUGACUCAUUCAGCCAGCUGAUAGCAGAGCAGAGUCAGAAUGGAGGACUUUCUGACGCCUUCGAGCUACAGCAGCUGCAGGGACAACUGGACGAUGAGGAUCGAGACAGUGUCGGCUACCUGUCCAGCCCUGGACAUGAGUUUAAAGGAAGGAGGAACGUGCGAAGGGACAUGGAAUUGGAGGAUGGUGAAAGACCGGUAGACCCCCUCAUAGGUGAACGCUGGUCCUCUGCAACCAUGAAGAUCCUGUCCUCCAUGCCCAGUCGCACGAUCGGUCGCAACAGGGGAGCCAUCAUCUCUCAGUACUACAACAGGACCAUGCAGCUUAGGAGGCGCAGGCAAAGCAGACCCGCCAUCCGAGAUUUCUCUCGCUCUGCCAGACCGAGCAUACGAGGCUACGGCAUUGAGGCAGACACUACGGACGCAGAGGGCACAGAGGUGACUAAGAGGGAACGUUUGGUGAACAACCUGCAGAACCUGUCAGCGAGCGACAGGGUCAGGAUGCUCAGAGCGAUGCCUCUCAGUGUGGCAGAGAAGAAUGAACUCAGGAGGCUAGCUUUACAAAAGGAGAAACGCACACUGUCUGGCAAACAGAUCCCCUGUUGCAGUCGACUCAAAUAUUACAUCAUAAUUGGUGUAAGACAGAGUUGGUACAGCUGGCUGUCCUUCCUUCACUCCCUCCAGCUGUGGCAAGUUGCGCUCAAGAGAGUGGGCGGGCGUUUCGGCACCGGUGUCCUCUCAUACUUCCUGUUCCUUAAGACCCUACUCUUCUUCAACGUUUUCCUGUUCCUGGUGACUGGUGCCUUCUUGGUGCUGCCUCAGGCGGUGCACCCUCCAGUGCUGUCUGCGGGGAGAAGCUCCUUCACUGGACUGGAGCUCCUCACCGGAGCGGGCUAUUUCUCAGACACAGUGAUGUACUAUGGAUACUACUCCAACUAUACACUGGGUGGGAGCUGCAGGGAUACUGAUGACAGGCAGAAUGCCUCUUUGCCCAAAGGAGCCAGCCUGGACUGUGUGUUGUAUAACAUGCCGCUUGCAUACUUCUUCACCAUAGGAGUGGCUUUCUUCAUCACAUGUAUCAUUCUUGUAUACAGCAUGUCAAAAUCGUUUGGUCAGAGCUUCCGAAUCGACAAAUCUCACAGUAUCUUGGCUAUGAAGGUCCUCUGCUCCUGGGACUUUAAGGUCAUUAAGAAAACUUCUGUCAGACUCAUGUCUGAGAAUAUCUGCACCCAGCUCAAGGAGCUGCUAGCAGAGGUGAAUCAUAAACAUGUCAAGAAAACAUCGUGUCAGAAGUUUGGGAGACUGAUGGUUCAUGGUCUGGCAUGGGCUAUCUGCAUAGCAAGCACCACUGCCUGUGUGCUUGGUAUUUACUACUUCUCUGAAUACAUGCACCAGAACCUCCAAGCAAGUUCUCGCAGAGUCAUCAAAAACCCAUUGUCGCAUGAAGCCAGCCUGCUGGCCCUCCCAGUGGUGGUCUCCCUGAUCAACCUGCUGCUACCCGGCCUGUUCAACCUCGCUGCCUGGAUGGAGGACUAUGACUCACCUUCUGUGCGCACAUAUGCCGCCAUCAGCAGAAACUUGAUGUUAAAAGUAAGCGUUCUUGGAGUCCUGUGCUACCACUGGCUGGGUCGAGUGGCUGCUGACCCUAAAAGUAUUAAACUGAAGUGCUGGGAGAGUUUUGUUGGCCAGGAGCUUUACCGUUUCCUGCUUAUGGACUUCAUAUUCACUCUAUUGGACACCUUGUUUGGAGAGUUUCUUUGGAGGUUGUUCUCUGAGAAGGUGCUGAAGAGAAGGAGGAAACCAGUGUUUGAUAUCGCCAGGAAUGUCCUUGAGCUCAUCUAUGGACAGACAUUGGCCUGGAUGGGUGUCCUCUUCACUCCUUUGCUGCCUGCAGUGCAGAUUCUCAAACUCCUGCUGCUCUUCUACAUUAAAAAGAGCAGCGUGAUGAUGAACUGUCAGGCACCCAGAAGGCCGUACCGAGUCAGCCAGAUGACCACCAUCUUCAUCACUCUCCUCUGCUUCCCCUCUUUCCUUGGUGCCUCUGUGUGUGUCACAUACACCAUGUGGAGCAUCACGCCCUCUCCAUCUUGUGGUCCAUUCCAAGAGCUCAAAAAGAUGUCCCAGGCGGGGAAGCGGUGGGUGGAAGAACUGGAAAAAGAUAAUCCCAACUUGUCCGUGCUGGCCAGGGCUCACUCCUACCUGGUGGAAAACCCUUUCUUCUUGUUUGUGGGAGCAGGCAUCUUCCUGAUUAUCAUCUACUUUCACAGUCAGGUGGUCGACGGGCAAAGGAAGAUCAUCACUUUACUACAAGAGCAGAUAGAAAAUGAGGGGGAAGAUAAGAAGUUUCUAAUCACUCGCCUGCAGUCUAUCCAUGAGCGAAAACGAACCCCCGCUCGAAGACUCACCAGUCAGGACUCCAGCUGUUGAGAUCCAACGCCUCCUCAGUUCUCUGAGCACUGAGGUCUGGAGAAAUCCUAAACCAGGGUGAACAUAACUGGAAUAAUCACAGGGAAGGACAACUGUAUAUAUGACCAGAUUCAAAUGUGUUAGACAUUAUAAAUUUGGCCAGGAUUUUAAUAACGGAGCAUUUGUAGAGAGGCAAAACAAACCAAGUGGAAAUAUCAGGUAACACAAAGCUGUCUGCUUUACACAGCGCUGUUUAUGGACGAAAUGCCUGAAGUCAAAAGGUACAAAUGGACCAUACGACCUGAGAAAUGUAAAAGCUGAUGUUAAUCAGCUCACAUAGAUUUCAGUCAUCUCUUGUAAAAGCACUUUCAUAUCAACUGUGAACAAAUAGUUUUUAUUAUGUCUGGUGCAAAAACUGUUAAUAGUCUACAAUGUUUUUUUUUUUUUUUAAUGUUUAAAUUUUUUUUAAAUAAUUUUAUCAGGAUGUUUGUUGUAGGUGAACUUUGGAUGUUGUGGGUGUGAGUAUGAUGAUGCUGGGAAUGACUCCAUUUUGUUUUCUGAGUCGCUCCUUUUAGGGUGAUAACUGCCACUGUAUUGUCAAAGUGUAGUGUUUAAAUUAUGUUUUUAUCAUA
Molecule: messenger RNA, 3322 nt
Organism: Epinephelus lanceolatus (giant grouper)
Lineage: Eukaryota; Metazoa; Chordata; Actinopteri; Perciformes; Serranidae
Gene: tmc6b
Product: transmembrane channel-like 6b
Cellular component (GO): plasma membrane
Molecular function (GO): mechanosensitive monoatomic ion channel activity
Source: RefSeq, a predicted model, not a curated record